GACUUUCUCCACAAUACGGACUCGGCUUUCAAGACGCUGCGGGCACCCUCCAAAGAAAUUCAGGGGCAUCAAGCCGGGUCUACAGCUCCUUUGCACGCGACUGUGAGCCCUUUCUCGGUAAAUGGUGCUCAAGCCUCCAGUAAUUCUAACAUCUCUCAUCAGCAGGGACACAGUCAUCAUGCACUUCAUAGAGAUUGCGGUAACAGCGACUUUUGCAGCCAAUGUUUUGACUCAUCCGCGUCUCAAAUUCAGGACAAUUUAUUAAACAGCAUGCGGUCUUAUGAGAUGUCAACACAGUGUAUUUCGAACAUCAAUUAUCCGCACUCAGGUAAUAUUAUGCGACCAGCGGGACCCCCGAAUCCCUCGCACAGGACUUGGUCGCUCCUUGACACCGCCACGCAUGCGUCCAACGGCCAACAACACGACCUACGGUCACAUCAAAAUAUUGGGAAUUUCGGUUUAAAAUUUCACAACAGUUUAAUGCAACUUGAUAACAUAUCAAACAUCUCGAACUUAGCGAAUAAUUACUCAUCGCUUACCGGUUUGUACUCACCGAUGUCGCAAACGCAAUUAGGCAGUCCGCUUCUGUCAUCGCGGUUCAACCACGAUGUCUCGGCCCACUCGUUUCCGUGGCAUUCUUCCCGUGGGGCCGGUUUCCUGACCUCAAGGUGCUCAGACUCGAGUCUGUUCAUGUCGCCUUACCGGAAGCCCAAGCGUGUUCGUACAGCGUUUUCACCCACGCAGCUACUGCGACUUGAGCAUGCCUUCGAGAAGAACCACUACGUGGUGGGGCAGGAGCGCAAGGAGCUGUCGUCGUCCUUGAACCUGUCGGAGACCCAGGUGAAGGUAUGGUUCCAAAACAGGCGGACCAAACACAAGAGGAUGCAAUCCGAGGAUGACAUGACUUCCGGUCUAUCACGUGGCAUAUACUCGCGGCAACACAGCACCGGAAGUACUACGCCAAGUCUUGAUGACGUCAUAAUUGAUUCGUGACCAUUGUAGAUCUUAAGAUACAAAUGUAUAAACCAAACAUAAACAUAACAGUCAUGUUAUAUAUUUAGAGGCCAUAGAAGCCAUGUGUACAGUUGGGAAUGGGACCGAUUGCGUUUUGAAUACAAAAUCCAUUCUGUGUGUAAUGGUUCUUUACUUGAGUUAAAAGAAAUGGCAAGUUAUUAACUAUUAUAAUUAGGGAUAAUACGGCAUCGUGCCUUAUGUUACGUUUUUUAUUUAUUGGUUAUGUUUGUAUGCACGUUAAUAAUUAUGUUGUUUAUAUAAUUCUUAUAAUCAUAAUAUGUGAUAAUAUGUAUUCGUUUUCUUUUCUCAU
Dreissena polymorpha is the source of this 1324-nucleotide messenger RNA. Its product is annotated as homeobox protein ceh-12-like. The transcript is spliced from 3 exons. Bases 271 to 993 code for a protein of 240 amino acids. The record is from RefSeq and is a predicted model, not a curated record. Gene Ontology annotation, molecular function: DNA binding; DNA-binding transcription factor activity, RNA polymerase II-specific. Gene Ontology annotation, biological process: regulation of DNA-templated transcription; central nervous system development; neuron differentiation. NCBI's taxonomy places the organism in Eukaryota, Metazoa, Mollusca, Bivalvia, Myida, Dreissenidae.